AUGUCUACUUAUUCAUUGCCACUUAGAUCUCAAAUGAACGGAAACUACAACAGUGCAAGUGCUCCACAGAGCGGAGCAGCAGUUCCACCGGCUCCUAACACCCCACAAUAUGCACAACAAACAACAGGAGCAGAAGCAGCAUCGGGUACACCGCAACAACACCAGCAACAACAGCAACAACCAACGCUGCAACAAUCCCAACAACCUUAUGCUUCAUACUACAUGUACAACCAACAACAGAAUCCUCAACAGCUGGAGUACAGCUAUAGUCGUUACCAGUACCCGGGAAAUACUCAGUCGUAUUAUCCACCAGCACAAAGUGUCCAACAACAACAACAACCCUAUGGAGGAAACAGGAGUUAUACUAGUGCACCACAAGGACCCACAUCGACUGCAUCAUCCGUCUCGCAACCACAACACGCAACUCCAUCUCACCACCCUAUGCAAAGACCUAUGCCUCAGCAAGAUACCCUUAAUCACGCAUCAACUUCAACCGUGGGACAAUACCAGCCACCAGGAAUUAGACCAAGAGUAACAACUACGAUGUGGGAGGACGAAAAGACACUAUGUUACCAAGUCGAUGCUAAUAAUGUUAGUGUGGUUCGUAGAGCUGAUAACAAUAUGAUCAAUGGGACCAAGUUGUUAAAUGUGGCGCAAAUGACGCGUGGUAGAAGAGACGGAAUCUUGAAACUGGAGAAAGUUAGGCAUGUGGUAAAGAUUGGGUCAAUGCAUUUAAAGGGUGUUUGGAUUCCAUUUGAACGUGCGUUGAGCAUGGCUCAGAGAGAAAACAUUGUUGAUUUGUUGUACCCCUUGUUUGUGAGGGAUAUUAAAAGGGUGAUACAGACAGGCGUGACACCUUCAUCGAGUGGUGGUAAUGCUGGAAACGCUGGUGCAAACACAGGCGCUGCUACAAGCACAAGCUCAAAUACAAGCCCUUCUGUUUCCAAGGCAAGUGCUGGUACUUCAGGUGGUGCCACAAACGCCUCACAGUCCGGAUCAGGCGGUUCAUACUAUCAAGGAUAUGGAGGAGCCAGUGGUUAUCCACAGCAAUACACAUACCAACAACAAGCACAACAGGGACAACAAACGCCACAAGGACAAGACCAGUACCAAGCACAACAACAACAACCGUACGGCUACCAACAAGGAGGGUAUUAUUCAAAUGCAAGUGGUGGUGGUAAUCAGAAUACAACAGGAGCCGGUUCCUCGUCAUCGUCUUAUCCAUACCAAUACCAACAACCUCCACCACAACAAUCACAAGGAUCCUACAACAAUUAUGCAACAACAUCGGGAUAUCCAGCACAAACAAGUACAAGUGGAGCAACAAGCAAUGCAGGUGCAGCUGCCAAUUCAGAACCCGGCAGUACUGGAGCUGUUGGUGCUCAACAACAUACGCCACAGCAACCAUCAGCUAGUGUUGGAGGAGUACAUGUAUCACCACAUCAGCAUACGCAGCAUCUGCCAAAAGUUGGAAAGUAA
Messenger RNA from Lodderomyces parapsilosis, 1479 nucleotides. RefSeq names its product KilA-N domain-containing central transcriptional regulator EFG1 (gene EFG1). Bases 1 to 1479 code for a protein of 492 amino acids. The record is from RefSeq and is a predicted model, not a curated record. The transcript has a single exon. Gene Ontology annotation, cellular component: nucleus. Gene Ontology annotation, biological process: positive regulation of transcription by RNA polymerase II. Gene Ontology annotation, molecular function: sequence-specific DNA binding; DNA-binding transcription factor activity. Lineage: Eukaryota; Fungi; Ascomycota; Pichiomycetes; Serinales; Debaryomycetaceae.